This is a messenger RNA of Stylophora pistillata, 2591 nucleotides long. RefSeq lists its product as uncharacterized. Lineage: Eukaryota; Metazoa; Cnidaria; Anthozoa; Scleractinia; Pocilloporidae. The record is from RefSeq and is a predicted model, not a curated record.
AAGAAAUAGAAGUAGUUCUGCCCGCAAUCGAAGUAGAAGUAUCGAGUGAAGAAGUGGUUGAGGACGAGAAUAACGGUUAACGGAUAGCGCCAAUUGAGAGAUUUCGAAAAAUCGUUCAACUGCUUUGUUUCCUGUUGAAAAUGAAGACUUCAAUGGACAGGAAAUAUCGCUCACAAAAUACAAACGUGUUCGCUGAACUGGAUGCCGAAACUGUAACCAGCGUGGAUUGUGAUGGGAUGAUUUUUGAUCCAACCAACUUUAAGGCCGUGCGAGAGGUACAGUUAAGUCAGGAAGCCAUUCACAUUCUCUCUCUGAGUCCUGGAUCAAGAACGGAAGAACAACUUCAAACUGCCUUAGUAGCGCUGAAAACUAGUGUUGCUGCCUUCGGCGAAUAUCCAUUGAAAAUGCAGCGACGGUUGGUGUCUGCUGGCUGGUAUGAAAGAUUUGAAGCAAAGAGAGUCAUAAUUCGCCAAGGCCACACAGCGGAAAACUUCUACUUCAUUCUGUCUGGGACAGCACUCGUUACGCUAUUAGUCAACGAUGCGAAAACAAGAGAACAGAGAAACACAACAGUUGCAGUUCUGGGGAAAGGAAGCAGCUUGGGAGAAUUGGCCCUACUUCACCACAAAACCCGGAGUGCGACAGUUUUAUGCAAGGAUGAAGUUUCUCUCUUAGCGGUUUGCAGAGAGGAUUUUCGUGAUAUUUUUAUGAGUUACGAGGACGGCAGAGAACCAGAACACAUCCGAUUUUUAAGGGGCGUCCCGUAUUUGAAGGAUCUUCCACUCGACGACUUAACGACCAAACAUGACGUGUGCAUAUUUCAUUACUUUCGGCGUGGAGUGGUUAUAGUCAACGAAAGUAAGACGAAAUGGAUAUACGUUGUAAAAACGGGAUCUUGCCGAGUCCUAACUCAUUUGUGCAAAAAGACAGCAAAGUUAAAGCGGUCAGCUGGCAGUCCAGAGAAACCGAACGCAGUCCUUCCUGUGAUACCUGUGGAUGAGGUAGACAGGAGAAAAGCGCUAUACACAGCUGCCGGUGAUCGUAUCCGAUCUAUCUUGUGGUCACCAGAAAUUAAACGGCCGAAGACUGAACCUUCCUUAUCCUCGAAGAACAACAACGACUUAACACUUCCGGCCUUGGUUGGUGAACCGGAAAAGUUCAAGAAAACAGCUAAGAACGUGACGUGGAUGGGACGUCUGAGUGUAUUAUCUCGAGAUGUCAGAGAUGGCGAAGAACAUCGGGAGAAAAUUGAACGACUUCACAGAAAGAUCAGCAACGCAGAAAAACCUCGAAAUAAAACUCCAUCAAAUAACAAAAGACAGAUUGAGACACCGGAGGCGGACUCCAAGAACGAGCAAGUGGUGGUGCAGAUAGAGUUACUUAAACCAAAGGAUCAGUUCGGUCUUUCGGUGCUACUUUUCGAUAAUCCCGCAGUCAAAUGCCAUUUGGUUAGUAAUGGAGCAGAAUGUGUUUUGAUAAAGAAAAGUUGGUUCUUGCAGCAUGCCACCGAAGCAACACUACGGAAACUCAGAAACCAGAUUCCUCCAUACCCAAGUCAGGCCACUCUGGAACAGAAAAUGCAGGAUCAGGCCAACUGGGACUCGUUUAAAACACAAACAAUCAAUUCACUUCUAAAUACACUUCAUUUAUAAUACAUUCUCAAGCGCUUCAGAAUUAUUUUCAGGUAUAAUUUGGCCAUCAUACUCAAAUCAAGGAUCAAAAGAACCAGUUGGUGGCCAAUACUAUUAGAUGAUAUGGUAAAGAACUGAUUUGCUUUUUUUAAGUCCACUCAACAUUUUUUUUCCUUGCGCUGGAUCAAACCAGACAAUCCAGAGAGAACAGAUGGGCCCAUCUUGCCCGCUCGGGUAGCCAAUCAGAACACAGGAUUUGACCAUAUUAAACAAUAUGAUUUCCAUCAAACUACGGAAAACAAAUGUGUGACCAAGUCGAGAUUGAUCACAUGUGAUCCUAUCAUAGAAAAAUUGUGAAAGACAAAUCAUGCUUAAACAUUUUUCGAGUUGUAAUAGAAAUGAAAAUAUCUAUUUAAACUUACUAACCGGGUCUGGACUACAAAAUUGCACUCUGUACCUUUAAUCUACUCGGUCAAUUAGGAAUGAGAUCGUUUCUGAGUGUGUGAUGACCCAAGAGCGACAUUGGAUGAAUAUCAGUAUUUGAGAAACUGCGCACCUACCCCUCCCCUAAUCAAACAAUAGCCAAUUGAUAACAAGUUAGGGCUCAUGUUGAGUCGGGGGAGGGGUAAGUACGCAGUUGCACAGGUACCGACGUUAAUUGACCCGUAAUAUUUCCUAAACGACAAAGAUAAGGGGAAAUAAAAUAAGCGAAAAAAUUCGAGAAGGUUAAAUGCAUUAGAAAAAACAAAACAAAACGAAUCGGAAAUUAGAUGCUUAUGAUGUGUAGUACUUUGCAUGUCGAUUUUAUAAAUAAAAAAAACUUAGUGUAUUUAAAUGAAUCCUUAAGAGAAGAGGGCUUUGUUCUAUUUAUUUUUUUAAUUAUUAAAUGUUAUAGGUACCCUCAAUACCUAUGCUCAUAUCUAUGUAUUUAAAGAAAAUAAAAGAAUUGUUUUCAAGGUC